CGCCAGUCAAAUGGAAUCCUCUUUGGGCACUCGCGUCUCGGGGGCUGUUUCCUUGCAGUUUCUGUGGUACCCGCGCGAACGAGUCCCCGUUUCGUCGUUGCCUGCACUCGGCGUCUCCACCGAUUAGCUCCUCCACCACAUAAGCCACCGCUAUAGCGCGAAGCCAAAGCUAGCCCAGCCUCCAGAUUCCAGAACGCGGAGGGAGAGAAGCGAGCGGCGAGCAGCCACAGCCAGGAAACUCUCCAUCCAGGCGGUGGGGGGAAUUGGGGGUGAGGAAAUCAGGAGGACCAUGCUUCCGGGCGUGGAGCUCGCGCGGCGGCGGCGCGUGCACUACCGCGGCGACGGAGUGGGGGGCGCGGCCGGCGGCGACCACCACCAGCAGCUGGGGGCGACGGCGCAGGCGGUCUCCGGCGUCGUGGGGCCCGCGCUGGCGGCCCGCAUCAGGCUCGAGGAGAAGCUCCGUGGCGCCGCCGCGCCCUCCUCCUCGUCCAGGUGGGGCAGGCUAACACGGGACAAGGGAGCGAGCUCCAGACAGCAGAACAUCCAGCAAGAACAGCAGCAGGUCCUGACUGCCAGCACGGAGUUCAGGUCCCCCUCUACGGCUCCAGCAUUGCCGAUAACGACAGGUUGCUCUUCCGAGAUGAAUAGGACGCUGUCCAAGGCCGACGUCUGUGCUGUGUGCCUCGACGAAGUCUGGGAACGGCGGCAGCGGGUGACGCGGCUGCCCUGCUCCCACCGGUACCACUCUGACUGCGUCCUCCCCUGGCUGGCCAUCCAGCCGGACUGCCCCUGCUGUAGGACGGUCGUGCCUUCCGUGGACACCCUCUCUUAGAAGAAGCUAGCAAUGUUUUCUGAAAUGCUAUCUACUUCUGCUAACGUAGUACUGUAGUAGCAUGGACAAACCUCAUUGAGGCCAUGACAGGUUCUUUUAAGCUUUGGUAAUUAGAACUAUGGGAGAAGAUAUUGAUAUGAUGUGGUUUUUGUUCUAGUUUAUGGACUUGAGAGCUGCAAUUAUCGGGAUAUUUGUUUCUAGGGGAAUAUCAGUUAGAUACACUGCAAACGAUAUGUUUUUGAAAA
Molecule: messenger RNA, 1077 nt
Organism: Brachypodium distachyon (stiff brome)
Lineage: Eukaryota; Viridiplantae; Streptophyta; Magnoliopsida; Poales; Poaceae
Product: probable E3 ubiquitin-protein ligase RHY1A
Exons: 2
Coding region: 290-832 (180 amino acids)
Biological process (GO): ubiquitin-dependent protein catabolic process
Molecular function (GO): ubiquitin protein ligase activity
Source: RefSeq, a predicted model, not a curated record